Molecule: messenger RNA, 705 nt
Organism: Strongylocentrotus purpuratus (purple sea urchin)
Lineage: Eukaryota; Metazoa; Echinodermata; Echinoidea; Camarodonta; Strongylocentrotidae
Exons: 4
Coding region: 72-542 (156 amino acids)
Source: RefSeq, a predicted model, not a curated record
GGCCUACACAUAACAGUGAUCUCCAAGCUCCAUUGUCUCUACAACUUCCCAUAGUAUAUCGGAAAACAAACAUGAAGUCGGGAAUACUGCUUCUUCUGUCCGCACUCAUGUGUGUGCUUGAACAAGGUACAUGCCAGCUGUGCUACUCCUGUUUGACACAAGGCAGCAGCGUUGAAACCUCGCCAGACUUGACCGAGUGUGGUACUGUCAAUUGCCAUGUUUUUGGAGGAUGUGCGAAGCUUCAACUCAGUGCUGUGUCCACAAGCCAACAAGGUGUAAACGAGACGACCUUCAUCACCUACCGGGACUGCGGGACCAACCUCAACCGAUGUGGUCCCAUCAGCCAAGAAAGUCUCGACCAGCACUCCGCCCUCGCAAUAAUCAUACGAGCGAGGUAUACCAACGUCAACUUCGCCAACGGAAGGGCUUGCAACUGCAAUAAAGAUUUGUGCAACAGCGCCAUCUCAAGUCGGAUGUCGUCGCAGUAUCUUCUUCUCGUUCUUGUAACAUUUACAUUUGCUGGUUUAUAUGCGAUGGGUUAAGAUUUUCUUUAGCCCAUAUUACCAAUCUAAAGUUACAAGAGUAGAUAUUCGUCACUAGAUCGUGUUUAAUGGUCGGGAAAUGUUGGAAUGUGCAAAUAGGAAGGCAUUACUUCUCUAUCAAUAAUCGUUUUGAAAAAUAUUAAAUUAGUCAGAUUCAACACCA